Messenger RNA from Cryphonectria parasitica EP155, 2372 nucleotides. RefSeq names its product C6 transcription factor domain protein. The transcript is spliced from 3 exons. The record is from RefSeq and is a predicted model, not a curated record. Lineage: Eukaryota; Fungi; Ascomycota; Sordariomycetes; Diaporthales; Cryphonectriaceae. Gene Ontology annotation, molecular function: DNA-binding transcription factor activity, RNA polymerase II-specific; zinc ion binding; DNA binding. Bases 4 to 1974 code for a protein of 656 amino acids. Gene Ontology annotation, biological process: DNA-templated transcription; regulation of DNA-templated transcription.
UCGAUGCCGUACAACUGCCAGUUAUGUGUGAGGCGGAAAGUCAAAUGUGACAGAACCGUGCCGACAUGUUCAUCCUGUGUCAAAUCUAAACAAAAAUGCGUCUAUCAGGCCCCGCCAAAGCCACGAAGGAGGAAGCGUAGGCACGAUGAGACUGAAGCUUCCUCCACCCCUGAAGAAGAUCUUCAUGAGCGCCUCGCUCGUUAUGAACACAUACUACGAGAAAACGGCCUUCUUGAAGUGGGAGAGGACCAACCACCCGGUGAGACUAUGAAUAAGGCCAAGCCAGGAAGACUCGUCUCAGGGGACGGGAAAUCGCGAUACAUCGAUAGCACGCUUUGGCUUGACACUGGCAUGGACGACAUACAUGAACUUUCCGACGAUGCAGAGGGCCCGCAUGAUCUCAACCUGGGUCCCUCGUCCUUCAUGCACAGCUAUGAUCCGGUCUCUGCCGCCCUACUAGGGAUCUCGCAGAACCUUCUCGAGUUCCAUCCCAGUCACGAACACGCGAUGAAGCUCUGGCAGACCAAUGUCCAUAACGUGCAGCCGCUCUGCAGGAUAUUACACGUUCCGACUACAACCCAAAUGGUCACCUCGAUUUCGAGACAACCGUCAACGGCCACACGGGCACAGGAAUGUCAGCUUUUCGCCAUAUAUCAUUUUUCCAUCUACACCUUGAGCGACGAGGAUUGUCUACGUGAUUAUUCUGAAUCACGAAGUGUGUUGUUGACCAGAUAUGAACAUGCCUUGCGGCAGGCGCUCGUCAACGCAUCGUGGCUCAAGACCACAGAGAUGCCGAUCAUGCAAGCCUACAUGCUGUUCCUGAUCUGUGGGCGCUCCUAUCUGGAUCCACAUACGUUUUGGAUGCUUACUGGUAUCGCGGUCCGCAUUGCCCAGCGCAUGGGACUGCAUCGUGACGCCGAGAGCCUCGGUUUACCUCCCUUUGAGGUUCAAAUGCGGCGACGCCUCUUUUGGCAACUGGUCCCUCUCGAUGGGUUCGCUGGUCAGCACUCAGGUACCGGCAUCAGCAUGCCGCCUAACACGUGGGAUGUUAAGAAACCGCUGAAUCUCGACGAUGAUCAGAUCUAUCCUGGCAUGACGCAGCAGCCUGAAGAGGUCAAGGGCGCCACUGACAUGAUAUAUGUCCUUAUGCGAGUGGAGCUCUCAAAUUUCUACUCCCGAAAGGCAUUGCGUUGGAAAUCCGGAGGUGCUGGGCCCAGCGUCCACCUGAGGACAAGUGGGGAUGGUAUUGAACUGGUCGAUCAAGUCGAAGCGGCCAUCGAGGACAAGAUUCUUCGAUACUGCGAUGUCAUCAACCCUCUUCAUUAUCUCGUUAUGUUAAUCGUCAGGUCUGCUGCAAAUAUAGUGCGCCUACGUAUACAUAUGACGCCUCUGAUGAACAGCCACGCGAUCAGCGACGCUAGGAGACGCAAACUCUACGAACUUGCACAGAGGAUCCUCGAUGUAGACAACGCGGUAUAUCGUCACCCGCAGCUGCAAUGCUGGCGGUGGCAGGUCAAGGAGUUUUUUCUCUGGGAUGCACUCAUCUGUAUCCUUACCAGCCUCGCGAAGCCGGGUUUCUUCUCGCGUACAGAACUGGAUGCGGCAUGGGCCAAGGUGGGCGAGACCCUCACCAACCACCCGGAGAUUACCGGAUCAAGACGGCCUGUGUAUAGUGCUGCUUGGAAGGCCUUGAUCGAGGCCUGGGAGGCCAAUCCGCCGAGCAACUCAGACCCUGAGCCCAAGUAUAUCAUAGAGUUGAAGCUGAACCGGAGCAAGGUGAAGAGGGUCCCGACAAGCCAGACCCGCGAUGUGACGAGUGGAAGAUCAGAUAUUGAGGCCGUGGCACCCCUGGACUCGACCAUUUCCAACUGGAACGAGGCCAGCUUGGACACCUUCAGCGGAUAUAGCCCCGGCGUCGCAGAUUGGGUGUUUUGGGACCAAUUUUUCCAGAAUGCUGUUGCCAAUCGUGACUAGCAGUUUACUUGGAGUCUCCUCCAGAAUUCUGUACUCAGCAGCUACGAGAGCCUGUCCCUUCCCUCUCUUCAACACACCUCGUCUUGAACCCAACCACAGCCGCAACGCGACGUGCUCGGAAAUGCAUUGUGCAUUUGAUGAACAAUGGUAAAAAGCUAGGCUGUCAGUGAGCCCUGUAGGGGUGGACUCUGACAAGAUUGAUUGGUGGCUACUAGCUGAAUCACCGGAUCGUCUCUAGCUCCUUCACAUAGGACAGGAGCACUUGGGGGGAAAAAAAUAAGAAGAAUGAAGGUAUAAGGAGAGGAGGGAGAGUGAUGAUGCAACCCUACAAAUGGAGCGCAAUUAAAUUACAGGUGAUCUUAAGCACAAGGAGGUUGUAAUGCAAACGAUGCAAAUUC